AUGUUCACACCCGAGGCAGAAGUCUGGUACGGAAUCCCUGAGUUCAACCUUCUGGCCAGAAACAUUACCCUCCCCGGUGCAUCACCCCUGUUCCCCCACGUUCAUUGUACAGAGGACGGAGAUGUCUGCCAGGUCAUUACUGGUGAGAGUGAGAUCAAUGCUGCAGUCACGAUCGCCUCGCUCGUGCGUAGCCCUCACUUCGACCUGACCUCCACCUACUUCAUGGUCGCCGGUAUUGCUGGAAUCAACCCCGAAGUCGCAACCAUCUGCUCGGUCACCUUCGCCCGUUACGCUGUCCAGGUCGCUCUUCAGCACGAGUUCGACCCUCGCGACAUUCCCGGAAACUUCACUACCGGAUACAUUCCUCUUGGUGCUACCAGCCCUUCUGAGUACCCUCUCAACAUCUACGGCACCGAGGUCUUCGAGGUCAACCAGGACCUGCAAAAGAUUGCUGCAAACUUCGCUCGUAAGGCCACUCUCAACGACAGUGAUGCCGCAGUUGCAUACCGCACCUUGUACGCCAACGACGACAUUUACACCGCUGGUGCUUCUUCCACUGGUCCCAGUGUUGUCGAGUGCGAUGUCGCUACCUCGGACGUCUACUACUCUGGUCGUCUCCUUGGAGAGGCUUUCGAUAACUUCACCACUUUGAUCACCAACGGUACUGGCAACUACUGCUCUACCGCUCAGGAAGACAACGCAACCCUUGCUGCUCUCCUGCGCGCCGCCGUUGAGCAACUUGUCGACUUCAGCAGAAUCAUCGUCAUGAGAACUGCUUCUGACUUCGACCGUCCUUUCCUCGGUGGUUCCGCCACAUACAACCUGUUUGAGUCUUCGGUGCAGGGUGCUUUCGAGCCCGCCAUCAACAACCUUUACCUCGCUGGUGUCAAGGUCGUCGAGGGAAUUCUUGACGGCUGGAACAGCACUUUUGCCCAAGGUGUGAACGCCACCAACUACAUUGGCGACAUCUUCGGCACUCUCGGUGGCGAGCCAGACUUUGGCCUUGGAGCCGAAGUCUCUGGCGACAUCUUCUCGAAGAGAUCUACCAUUGCUAAGAGAAACACCAAGGGCAGAAGAAACGUGCCUGUUCACGUUCCUCGCGCUUAG
Molecule: messenger RNA, 1107 nt
Organism: Aureobasidium pullulans EXF-150
Lineage: Eukaryota; Fungi; Ascomycota; Dothideomycetes; Dothideales; Saccotheciaceae
Product: purine nucleoside permease
Exons: 2
Coding region: 1-1107 (368 amino acids)
Biological process (GO): transmembrane transport
Cellular component (GO): endoplasmic reticulum
Source: RefSeq, a predicted model, not a curated record